ACGUAAAAAUUCGAGUUUCGAGGUGGUCACGCACAGAGUGUAGUGAUGUAGGAUAUUAUAAGAAAAAAAUACAAAAGAAAAAACAUAAAAGUUAAGAAAUCCCAACAAAUAACAUUUUUUUUAAAAUUAUAAACCAAAUAAAUGCCACUCAAAGCUUCAAAUGAAUUCUCAAAGCGUACAAAAAUGAAAUAAAUCAAACGCCUUAGUUUUUUCCAACCGCAAAUAACAACUUUCGCAAAUAUACAAAAUUGCAGCUGAUAGUAAACAAAACCACAGAUACGAACGAAUAUUGAUUUUUGUUAUAAAUACAUUUUUAUAUUUUAGAGAAAAAUCUAAUUUAAGAUGGUUUGUAGAGUUUAAAAAAAAGAAUUGAUGAAGUAAAAUCACUAAUCGGACAAAUGGUGCAGAAGAAAACUACUAUCCCAAUCCCAUAGAACGCACAAAACUCUCAAGGUUAUUGCGUCUCCUACUUGAGAGUAGUGACGCACGGUACGACACAACAAAAAGAAUUCCCAACAAAAUCUUAGAGCCCCUUUUUUUUAUUUUGAGAGGGGGAUUAUGAAAUAUUUGAAGAUUGAAGAUGGGCGGCUCAGUGAGUCAAGUGUUUAGGUCUGGAAGUGCUCUGCUGUCGCAUCGGGACGGGCAUAAAGUCUCAAAGGCCACCGAGGAGAAAAUUCAAACAAUCUUUGAGAUUCUUCGAGCUAAUCCGAAAAUUUCAAUUCAUACCCUCGAGAGUUUGCUCCUGCAGAUACCAAAAAAUGAGAACAUUUUGGUUAUCCAUGAUGAAUGCGGCUACAAUAUCCUGCAGCGUAGUGUGGGGCUUAACCAUAUUGAUCUGACAAAAUGGUUGUUACAUCGCCAUCGACCAGAUGUCAAUCGAUCACCUUGUUCACUUCCCUUGCACAUUGCUUGCCUAAAAGGCUACGAAGAAUGUGUGGAGCUAUUAUUGAAGCAUGGUGCAAGAAUAGAUACCGAUGCAAGGUUGUGCUUCCCCGGAACACACUCGCACAAUUGCGAGGAAAGUGGGAAAUAUCGGGGCAAUCAGGAAGAAGUUGGCGUUUGUGAGAGAUUUAGUACAAAAUUACAAAAUUCAAUUUGUUAUGCGAUCGAUGGCGAUCAGAUAAAUGUUUUAAACAUACUUUCACAGAAAAUGGAGGAUCCAUGGAUUCCUUUUCGAGUGAAGAAACCACUUUUGCAUUUAGCUUGUGAACGAGGAGCUUGGAAUUGCGUACAGCAAUUGGUCAUAACAAGAACAGAGGAAAUCAACUUAAUAAAGGAUGAAUAUUAUCCGAUUCAUCAAGCAGUAUUACAUGAGGGUAGAUUUCUGGAACUUUUGAUUCAACAUGGUGCUGUUACCACUGUGCGAACGUGUACACAGCAAAUGACGCUUUUGCAUGUUGUUAUUUUUGCUGCUCGAAAAUCAGCUGAAGACACUCUGAGUACCCUACGGAUACUUUUAGAACGUGGCUGCAAAGAGCUUAUAAACGAACCCGACUCAUUAGGCAAUACACCCCUGCAUGCGCUUAUUGUUCGUUAUGCACUUGAAGAAGCCAGGUAUGGUUACGACAAAUGGAGUAAAUGGGAUGUUCUUCAUUUGGUUAGAUUUUUACUACAAAAUGGUGCAAAAAGCUCCAUCAAUCAAGCUGGAAACAGUGCUCUGGCAUGUGUAUUCCGUCAUGUGCGAGAUUGGGAGGUUUGCUUUGAGCUUCUCAGUAUGUUAAUUAAAGAAGAUGGAGAUCCAAAUAUAGUAGGACGUGAUGGUUCUGUACCGAUUAUGGUUUGUUUGGUGCCGCUUAUUAACAAAGAUCAAUUACACCACUUUACUCACUCAAUGAAGGUCUGUUACUUAAAUUGUCUGCGAAUCCUCCUGCAACACGGAGCAAAUCCUAACUGUUCGUAUCGCUCAAAUCUCACCCCACUACAUGUGCUAGUUUUUACUGUAAGCGAGAAUUUUACCCUCAAUUGCGAUGUUCAAAAGCGAACAAAUUUUGACUUCAUUAAGAACAUCCUGCUGCUUUUGCUUCAACACGGUCUGGACUGCAAUCAAACGUAUCCACACAUUUUACAAGCAGUCAUGGAUAUGGUGCAAAAUGUUCGAACAUGUCCCGAUAUGCAGUGCAUCUAUGAACUAACCCUCGCUCUUAUUCAAUACGGUGCCGAUCCGAAUAUCGUGCUAAGUGGCAAAUCGACACCAGGUAGCACAAUUUUCUCCAAUGAAAUUGCUAAUUUUGGAGAAGGCCUAUGCCAUGCAAAUUCAUCUCCCGACGAUGUACCUGUGAGUUCGGCCAAUGGCGUUGGGGUCGCGGUCGGACCAACUGCUGGACCAUCACGCCAACACCUCGGUGAUCACUUUCGCAAUUCAUUCCGUACAAAUUCUAGAUUUAUACUUUUCUAUUAUAUAAUUCUCAUCACAAAAAAGGAAUUCAUCCUGAAUGAUCCUGAACUCACAUUCACGCGCAUAAUUCAUUUGUUCUUUCUGACAAUGCAGCAUGAACCGUUGUACAAUUGCCUCAAAUCGUUGCACAAUUUCUAUGUAGCUCAAGUACCUAGUAAAAAAACCGAACAACUUAUCUCUCUUAUAACGCAGCUCUAUCGGAAACCGAGGAGUUUGAAACAACUUUGUCGGGUGGCGAUAUACGAGGCGCUCAAUAAGAAAUUAGCACAAAAUAUAAACCGCCUUAAUUUACCAGGUCCUCUAAAGGAAUACGUUCUACAUUUUGACACAUAAUAUACAAAAGAGAGCUUGUCGCUUUAUCGGUCCGAACUUGAAGAGGUUAUAUAAAAUGUCUCUAAAAUGCAUACGUUAACCUACGCAAUAUAUAAAAUCUCUACAAUCGGAUCAAUCGGUGAAAAAUUAUGAUAUUAAUCGAUAAAACAAACAAAAAUAAAUAGUUUUAAUUCAAAUUCAAAAUACAAAAACGUUCGUUGCAUGCAGAGUUGAUCUACAUUUUGUAAAUAUAUUAUUAUUAACUAAAUAAAAACAAAAUCCCAGUAAAUAUAUACAAAUCAUGUGCUUAUUUUUAAUUGUCAAAAAAUUGUUAAUUUAAGAUUAAUUUGUUAGAAAUAAAGUUUAAAAAUCAUCAUCUACUUAUAAAUUGUAA
This is a messenger RNA of Eupeodes corollae, 3101 nucleotides long. RefSeq names its product ankyrin-1. The coding region runs from base 581 to 2728 and encodes 715 amino acids. The record is from RefSeq and is a predicted model, not a curated record. The transcript has 7 exons. Gene Ontology annotation, molecular function: protein binding. Lineage: Eukaryota; Metazoa; Arthropoda; Insecta; Diptera; Syrphidae. Gene Ontology annotation, biological process: intracellular signal transduction.